AUUUCUGGAGAGUGGAAAAAGUAGCGUAUGAAAAGAGGAAGAAAUUGGCCAAUUUGCACCACCUUUUUCUCAGUUCGUUUCUCCCAGUUCAUUCUACGUGAUAGGGAAGAAAUCAAAUCGGCGUGCUGGGGGAGGAGUGGCAAAGGUAAAAGGGGCCACGAAGAUGCGUACAUAUGAAGCACACAUGCACAUGCAGAUGCAAGUCUCGCCUUAAGCGUUCCGUGUGCCCACCCAGUUGGAGGCCUUUCAAAGUGAAGGUCCUCACACCUGUGGAGGAAAGCUCACUUAAGGGAAGCGUUCAAGGGAGCCGCCAACGAAGGAGUCGCUAACGAAGGAGCCGCCAAAGCUGGCAGCUCUGCAGCGCAACGCAUUCUUCAAGAGAUGCAUGGUUAAGUGGUAAGUACUAAGCCAACUUAAGGAGAGCUAUACGCCAACCUGAGCCUUUACCAAAGUGCGCGAAAGGAACAUUUUUGCCGCAUCUUCAGCACACACCAUUUGCGUUCCAGUUGAUCUCUUCUCCAACCCCUUCUUGUUGCACAUCCAAAAUGAACGUGCUGACCCAAAUCGACGACUGCUUCGCGAAUUAUAUAAAAAUUCAUGGCGCGAAGGAGGUGGACUCCUACUGGGAUGAGGGAAUUGUGGUGAACAAGUACAUCGAAUUGGGAAAUGGCCACGAGAAAAAGGGGAAAGCCCCAAGUGGUGCGAAGGAGAAUGGAGAAGGGACCAAUCAGGAAGACGCCCCACCUGCGCAAAAACCAAACGGUGGAAGUGAGGCGAGUCCCAAUUUGAGUAAGUCCAAUUUGAAGGAGGAAAACCUCUUCACCUGCAACGACGUGGUUGAAGGGUGCGUGUGCCUAAACACGCUCGAGAAUGUAGAGGACCUUAAGGACACCACCCUAGUCAGAUGGACAUGCAUGGUGCAGCAGAUAAUUUCUCCCGAAAGUUACGUAGGAAUUUACAAGUUGAGAAAUAAAAAAAACGGAGAAAUCAUUUUGAAGAGCUCAAAAUAUAGGGACUACAUCGAUACGGAUGACAACUGGGAGAUAAUGGAGGACAGCGAAAAGAAGAACGUUGGGGAAUAUUACGAGCUAAAUUAUGAGCAGUACUGCAAGAGGGGGGAUGACGAAAGGGGAACCAAAAAGGAGGCACAACAUACAGAUGGGAAGAACCUUACCAAUGAGGCCAAUCCUCAACUGAGCAAUAACUCCCCCCCCACCGCAACACAAACGAGCACCAACCAGAUAGACAAAAAAACAUGCCCAAAAAGUUACGAUCAGAAAAAAAAAGAAAAUCACACUGUGAUGAAUGACCAAAGUGAGGACAUACCUUUUUGCGAAAGUGAUAUCAAUUUUAAAAAGUAUUGGAAAAGAUAUUUAUUUUUCUGCACCAAUGUCCCGGGGAAUAAAAGCACUUGGUGCAAACAGCUGUGUGACUACUCUUCGUACUACAGCAAUUGCGAGAAUUUUUUAAAAAACGAAGCCGUGAAAGGUGGCAAUAUCUGCGCGGGGAAGUGUGCGGCCCUCUCGAGUUGCUCCACUGAAGGGGGGGGCAAUGCUAAAGGUGGCAGCUCCUCCGCUGAUGAUGUGCGUCUCUCGCGAGAAACGAUCUGCAGUAGUGAGUUCGAGCCGGAGGAGUGGAACACAGCGGGUUGCAAAGCGGACCACACAGCGGGUCUGCCAAAAGACACCACCGCUAGUGGUGCACCCCCAAAGGGAGCACUCAAGGGAGCAUACACGGGAGCGCCAGAGAACCCCCCCCGCGACCCCGAAAAGAAGAACAAAGUCAGGUGCAUCGUAAAAAUAUACGACGACAAUAGCCAGUACAACGGAAAAAACGAAAACGACUUCCUAAAACUGAACGACGUAAUUGAAGUCAUCGGAAUAUAUCGCAAGCAUCAAAUAAAAGACUUUGAAGAUUGCGAAAAAAAUUUAAACUUUUAUUUUUAUUAUGACCAAAAUUUUUUAAGAUACCCAUGCAUUCAUGCUUUUCGCUACAUCAAGGUUAAGCGGUUUAAUCCGCUAAGUAGCUGCAUAUUAUUCAAAAAUGAAUUGUGCGAUAUUUUGCAGAGUGGCCCUUUCAGUACCGUCGGUGAGCUGAGGAAACACCUCCUCAUGUUCAUCUCGAACAGCUUUUCCCACGAUUUGCUCGUUGCUCAUUAUUUCUUCUUUUACUUGUGUGGCAGUUACAUUGAGGAGAGCAAACUCAAGCUGGGGAAGGUCAGUCUAAACGUUUUUAACAUAUCAACGGAUGGGGAGAAGUGUGCCUCCCCCAAGGGGACCACCAUGGUGGAGAAUCAACGAAUCAAGGAGGAGGAAGAAGUCCCCCCAAAGGAGCCACUUCAAAAGGGGGAAAACGCCUCAAAUCUGAUGGAUGAGCAUAAAGAGGUGCAAAAUAAAUCAUACCCGAGCCACACCACCCAAAUGAACAACAUGAUUAAAAAUUUAGUUCCUCUGUAUAGGUAUAUCCCCCUCUGUUUAAAAAAAUUAAGCAGCCAAUAUUUAGUAUCCGUAAUGAAUCACCAAAAUGGAGAGUUAAAAAAGGGGAAACUCCAGCUGGCAAAUAACACCUACUUAGCUUUUGAUGAAUGUGUGUUAGACGAGGGGAAACUUAACACCGUUAGUACUAAAAAUUUCCUCUGCAUAGAAAGGCUAAUUACGUCGCAAGAAAUCCCGUUCAUCUUCAACACGGAUAUCACCUUCGAAACGCAAAAUAAUGUUUUAAUUUUGUCUAGGAAAAAAUCCAUGUUUGUGAAUUAUGUGGAUAUCCACAUCCCUGUGUGUCACCAGAGGGGGGGGGGCCUCGCUGGAAGCGGUGUCAGCUCGGCGGGUAAGGUGGGCGAACAGAAGAGCAAGGGGACCGCCGAAGAGACCGCAAACAAGACCACCGAAGUAACCACCGAAGUGACCUCCGACGGCGCGCAUGGACAGGCGAACAGCCCGCACAAGGAAAACGAACCCGGGAAGAACUCCCCCGCCGCUUUUUCCGCCGAAUUCAUCAACACCUGCGAAAACUGCCACCCCAAGGAGGAUGCACUAAUGCAAUUUAGAAGGUACAUCAAUUAUAUUCUCUCGAAAAGCCACUCUGCAAAAAUCCACUCGGAUGUAACGACGUACAUCACGGACUCGUUUGUGUCUCUGCGACAAACCAGCAAGGAUGUGAACCAGUUCGUUUUGAACUCCUGGAUUUGCAUGUCUCGAAUUUGGGCCUUUUCGGAGGGCUGCAACGAAAUAAGUAGGGGCCACUGGGACUACAUCAUGAAGCUGGAGGGCGAGAGGCGCCUGCGGCUCAGCCACUUGGACGCGCUGUACAUUUGA
Molecule: messenger RNA, 3314 nt
Organism: Plasmodium vivax (malaria parasite P. vivax)
Lineage: Eukaryota; Apicomplexa; Aconoidasida; Haemosporida; Plasmodiidae
Exons: 1
Coding region: 546-3314 (922 amino acids)
Biological process (GO): DNA-templated DNA replication
Molecular function (GO): chromatin binding
Source: RefSeq, a predicted model, not a curated record